This is a messenger RNA of Lachnellula hyalina, 387 nucleotides long. RefSeq lists its product as uncharacterized. The transcript is spliced from 2 exons. The coding region runs from base 1 to 387 and encodes 128 amino acids. Lineage: Eukaryota; Fungi; Ascomycota; Leotiomycetes; Helotiales; Lachnaceae. The record is from RefSeq and is a predicted model, not a curated record.
AUGGACGACGACGACGAAGAUGGAGGCCUCUUUAACAUCGAAGUCAGCUCAGCAGAUGGGUCCGCCAACGAGAGCGUCAAGGUGCCACGAGAUUUCCAGUCCGAGGAAGACUUUCAACGGCAGAGAGCAGGUUGGAGGCCGAAGAUUGAAACCGGAGAGCUGUGGAAAACACUCCAAAUCCCUAUUGACCAUCCGUCAAAGCCUGAGUCACAGACGAUAUUGCAUGCCAUCGAGGAGCUGUACUUCUUUCAGAGGUAUGAGGAGGCCGGGGAGGUCAUUGCUAGAGUUUUGAAGGGGAAGUUGGAUGCAGGAUUUAGGAAAGUAGUGGUGGGUUAUGAGCAGAGGUGUAAAGCUAGGAUCUCGAAAACAGCAAAGGAUCAAUGUUAA